Molecule: messenger RNA, 513 nt
Organism: Anisakis simplex (herring worm)
Lineage: Eukaryota; Metazoa; Nematoda; Chromadorea; Rhabditida; Anisakidae
Source: the annotation of a GenBank genome assembly
AUGAAGGACGUUAAAGUGGAAAAUCUCGAGACGGAGGCAGCCUUUCCACUGACGGGUAUUGAGUCGAAUCCACUAUUUGCGUUGAUGUGGACAACACAGAACCUGGCUGCGCUUGCUGCCGCCGGUGCCACACCACCCAUGCCUCCGAAUUCUCUGCAACCGUUUCUGAAUGCCUCAUCUGCAGCAUUGCAGCAUUUGAAUCCAUUUUUGCAAUCACUCGCUGCACAUCAAAAUAUCGGAUUUUCAGCUUAUCCAAAUAUCACGGCUGCCUCAUCACCAACUUUAUCGUUGGAUAAUAAGGAAUCGCAUAUGGAUCGAACGAGUAAACGAAGUGAUUCUCCAGCGUACGCGAACGAUUCGAACAACUCAAAACGUAUGAAGCUAUCACCUCCUGUGAACGCUUUACAACAGCAACAACAACCGUGCACUUCGACAGCUGCCUCAUCCACUGGUGCAUCCUCAUCUAACUCCGAACAACCCUCCGGUAAGUACCUCUGCAAUAUCUUCCUAUGA